UUUUUUAGAAAAAUUUUCGGGAAAUAUUCUUUCUUUUUUGCUUCUUUUUCAUCAUUUUUUUGUUGAAAAAUUAUUUUUAUUACAAAAUGGCGUCAUUCUUUUUUACUUUUUAUCGGCGAUCUGACUCCUAGUUUAAUUUAUGUCUAAAAUAUCUAUUUAUUUUAUGUCCGGUUAAUUUUUACUAGUUAGUAAGUUGAGAAGCGAGACACGUAGUCAAGAAAGAUAAUUUAAAAUUUAAAUAUUAUUUUUGAUUCGAUAAUUAAUCAUUUGUUUUAAAAAAAAAAUUCUGAAAAAAUCGUUUUAAAAAUUGAAAAAUCAAACUUAUAGAAAAAAAAAAACCUCCGCCCGGAAACUAUGAUCUUCAUAAAGCGAAAAAAGAUAAUAUAUGUCGGCAUUUUCAUAGGAAUUCUCUGGGUCCUAAUCACGUACGUCCUGUCCGGCGGCUCUAAUCCGGCGGGGAAUACCGACAGCGGUGAAUACUACGACGAUGAAGAUGACGAGCAGAAAUCUGGCCACAAUCACAAUGACAACAAUCAGCGUCCCCACAAUAAUAAGAAUAAUAAAAAUGUGAAUAACAGAAAUAAUAAUAUGAUUAAUAUGGGUAGAAAUAGGAAUAAUAAUAAUAUGAACCAUGGUGAUUUAGAAGUUGUUGAAUUUCAGAGCUACACAACCAUGGGACAGGUGAUCCUUAAUCGAAGGUACCAGCCGACAUUUCCUGUCCGGAGGUCUGGGAUAACUUGGAUGAAUCAGGAUCUACUGGAUCGGGAAAUUGCCAAAUCGACUGGCAAGAUGGCGGUCGAUGAUGAUGGUGAUGGUGUAAGGGAGAGGAGGAGGAAAAAUAAUAGAGUGAAGAAAUAUAGGACUAAGAGACCCAAAGAUUCAAAUAAUGAAGAUGUGCCGGUUAUGUUCAACCCGAUUAAGAAUGAUAAAAAACCAAGAAAGAAAAAGAAGUCGAAGGCUAUAAGAUACGGUGACGAUGGAAAACCCCACGAAAUUCCCCUGAACUCUAUGAAUAGUUCAAUGGUGGAGCUACACAGGGAGAUGUACAAGCUGUACGGCCACAACGUCAUCGUCAGCAACCAAGUGGCCGUGGAUCGGACUCUGCCGGAUUUCCGUAGCGACGAGUGCAAGAGUAUAAAUUAUGAUAAUAUGCGACUCGGGAAGGCCAGCGUGAUCGUCGCCUUCCACAACGAAGCCUGGUCAACUCUCCUGCGGACAAUUAACAGUGUUUUGGAUAGAUCUCCAAAGCAUUUGAUCCAAGAAAUAAUUCUGGUUGAUGACGGUUCAACUGCGGAGCAUCUGAAGGAGAAACUCGCGGACUACGUGAAACAGCGCUCUGAAACACUGCGUCUCCUGAGAACCGGAAAUCAAUUCGGGGUUGUGCAGGCCCGCCAGCUUGGGGCUGACUCUGCAAAAGGGGAUGUGCUCGUCUUUCUGGACUCUCAUUGCGAAGUUACGCAGGGAUGGCUGGAACCGAUGCUGGCUCGGAUAAUGGAAACCGAAACGGUAGUAGUGACAGCUGUGAUGGACAUCAUUGACGACGAAACCCUGGCCUACAAGCCGUUCAAUUACGAUUCGAUUAAUAUUGGAGCUUUCACUUGGGCACUUCAUUUUGUCUGGAUUGGAGUGCCCGCUAGGGUGAAAAACUAUCUCACGUCUGUCACUCAACCGAUUAGUUCCCCGACGAUGUCUGGUGGUUUGUUUGCGAUCAGUAAGAAUUUUUUUAUGAAACUCGGCGGCUUCGAUACUGGCAUGGACAUGUGGGGCGGUGAGAACUUCGAAAUGUCCUUCAAGAUUUGGAUGUGUGGCGGCCGGCUAGAGGCACAUCCCUGCUCUCACGUCGGCCACAUCUUCAAGAAGGGCGUGGCCUACAAGUUCAAGAGGAGCAAAAACGAGAAGAAAAAUUUCCAAAGAGUUGCCGAAGUCUGGAUGGACGAUUAUAAGGAUAUGUACUACAAGAAAACCAAAUCGACCAGAGACGACAUAGGAGAUAUAUCAGUGAGAGUAUCGCUGAGGCAGAGACUGCAGUGCAAAUCGUUUGACUGGUAUCUAAGCAACGUGUAUCCUGAGAUGUUCGAUGUAUCCAAAUCCAUUGUAUCUGGAGAGGUGAAAGCUUUCGGUGACGGCGUCUUCUUCACUUCCUGCAUAGACAGUGUAUCCAGCAAAGAUAAAUUAUUAUCCGUCUGGCCGUGCCAUGGACAAGGCGGAAACCAGUUCUGGAUGUAUAGCAAUCUUGGGGAGAUCAGGAACGACGAUGAGUGUUUCGACUAUGCUGGAACCCAGGUCGUAUUGUAUCCGUGUCACGGAAACAAGGGAAACCAGGAAUGGGUCUUUGACAAGAAUGACGGCCAAAUACUGCACAAGGGAACGAGAUUGUGCCUUAGCCUGUCAGACGACAAAACGAAACUGACAAUGGAACAAUGUAAGGGCCUCACUAGGCAGUCCUGGGUCUGGGGACCACGCGGCAGGCCCUCCCCUCCAACGGUACCCCCCUCAGAUGGGGAUGGAAAUAGGCAGGCCCUGGUCGAUAUUAACUCAAUGAAUAAUGCUGAAUAUUAUGAAGAGGAGGAAGAGGGGCAAGAAGAUGGCGAAAAUAAUAAUAAAAAUAAUAAUAAAAGUAAAAACGACAACAACAAUAAUAAGAGUAGUAACAACAACAACAACAAGAAUAAUAACAAUAAUAAUAAUAAAAAUAAUAAUAAAAAUACAGAGGAAGACGAAGAAGAGUAUUAUGAUGAAGAGGAGAAGAAGCAGUGAUUAUCAUCAGGUCAUCAUCAUCAUCAACCACGUACAUCCAUCUUCAUCAUCGCUGACGGCCAAAACCUUUACAAUCACUCACACGUCACCAUCAUCUACGUCAUCGUCUUUACAAUUUAUAUGCGCGUUUCUGAAGCAAAAAAGAUUCUAAAAUACACCAUAUGCGUUCGUCUUUCAAAAUCUCAUUUCAGGCUGAAACUUUAUAUUAAGUUCUAAAUAUAAACUGCACGCAUUCAUUCAUUCAUUCACUCACUCGCCAAUUCAUUCACCCAUCCAUUCAUCCCUUCAUUUUUCGUCCUAUAACUUUCAUCUGUACUGCCCGUACAUUCAAAAUUCACUCAUGUAGUCGUUCAUCCAGCAUCCAAUCAAUCAAUCAAUCAAUCAAUCAAUCAAUCAAUCAAUCAAUCAAUCAAUCAAUCAAUCAAUCAAUCAAUCAAUCAAUCAAUCAAUCAAUCAAUCAUUCAAUCAAUCAAUCAAUCAAUCAAUCAUUCAGCGGAACAAACCAGCUUAAUUAAUUUUUGCUUGUAUGUGUUUAAACAUGUAACAAACUGAUCCAUUCCAUCCAUCAAACUAACCUUUUGCUAUGCAUGUAUAUAUAUAUAUAUAUAUAUAUAUAUAUAUAUAUAUAUAUACUUUUCUUACUACUCAUUCUGUCAGUGUAUGUUUUACAAUUUUGUAUUUAUACAUUUAAUCAAAUUGUUCAUGUGUGCGUGUGUGUAUGUGUGUG
This is a messenger RNA of Helobdella robusta, 3484 nucleotides long. RefSeq lists its product as hypothetical. The coding region runs from base 355 to 2757 and encodes 800 amino acids. Lineage: Eukaryota; Metazoa; Annelida; Clitellata; Rhynchobdellida; Glossiphoniidae. The transcript is spliced from 14 exons. Gene Ontology annotation, cellular component: Golgi apparatus. The record is from RefSeq and is a predicted model, not a curated record.